This is a messenger RNA of Falco peregrinus (peregrine falcon), 3662 nucleotides long. Its product is annotated as UDP-glucuronosyltransferase 1A1-like. Gene Ontology annotation, molecular function: UDP-glycosyltransferase activity. NCBI's taxonomy places the organism in Eukaryota, Metazoa, Chordata, Aves, Falconiformes, Falconidae. The record is from RefSeq and is a predicted model, not a curated record. Bases 856 to 1719 code for a protein of 287 amino acids. The transcript has a single exon.
GAGCAACAAAGCCCCCUCCCAUAGAACAUGUGCGGUGAAAAAAAGAACACUGUAACUUUAAAUCGAGACAAGGCUUGAAGGAACCAAUGGAAUUAUGUGUGACUAAAGGUAACUGUAAACAAUUGUUCAAAGCGUAUGAGAAUUUUUGCUGUGUUAAGGGGUAUGCUAGCUUUGUGGAUUACCACCUAGCACCCACUUCUGCACAUGCAUGCAAAGCACAAAUAUCUCAACUCUGUGUGUGGGUCAGCUGUUGCACACCAGGUGAAGCACCCGGAUUUGGGAUAACACUGAGACAGCUCUGUCAGCCCGCUGUGGCACAGAGAUCUUCAACACAGAUGGAAAAGUCAUUUUAGCGUGUGCUCUACAGACCCAGUGCUACCGUGUGGGGUCAGCAGUGCUUCUGUCCACGCACUCUGUGUAUGCAUCUCUUUCAUGGAUUCAUACGUUCUGAAGAGCAUCUUGUCAGCAAAAGUUACUGGGUUGCCGAUGGUAAGAAGUGACAUGAGGCUGCGGACCUACUAGGGGAAGAAGAAGAGAAGACUGAGACAUUAAGCUGUAGUCUCGGCUUGGGCGAACGAAGUGUGUGAUAAGAGAUAUACCUUUCUCGUGCUCAUGCAAAUCCACUUUUGAUGUACAAACCUCAUCCCAACCUUUCAUAAACCUUACUCACCUACUGUGACUUCAUUGCAUACAAACUUGUGAACACAUGAAAUAUGCUGUGAGUCAAAAGGGCAGAGGUAUUGUUAGAAAGCAUUGCCCAGCGGUGUGUUUGCAUGGGUGGAGCAUGCCUAUAAAAGCUUGUGAACCAGCCCUGGCCUCUUCCAUGAGUGGGCUUCUGUCCGUCCAAGUUGCAAAAUGCUGGUGGCAAUGCUGCUUCUCUUCUGCUGCUGCUUGGGCCCUGCUGCAGCUGGGAAACUGCUGGUGGUCCCAAUGGAUGGCAGCCACUGGCUCAGUAUGAAGGAAUUGCUGGUCGAGCUGAGCAAGAGAGGGCAUGAAAUAGUUGUUAUUGCACCAGACAGCAAAAUACUGAUAGAUUCCUCGGUAAUAUAUGAAUUGAAAACGUAUCCUGUACCUUUCAAAAAGGAAGAGAUGGAAGAACUUAUGCGCUCAUUUAGUGCAAGCUGUUUCAGUGAAGAGCCUUUUCUGAUCAGAUUUUUGAAUACUUGGGAUCAUUUCCGAAAGAGCUCUGCCAUGUUUCAAGCUUCCUGCAGUUCCUUACUGUACAACAAAGAGAUGAUGAAAUACAUUGAAGAAGGUAAAUUCGAUGCCAUCUUUACAGAUCCUUUAUCACUCUGUGGACAGAUAAUUGCUUUGUACUUUUCUAUCCCUACUGUUUUCUUCUUGCGGGGCAUCCCAUGUGCUAUAGACAUUCACGCUGCUCAGAGUCCGGACCCACCAUCCUAUGUCCCACGAAUGUUCUCACUCAAUACAGACCAUAUGACGUUCUCUCAGAGAGUGCAGAACUUCCUGAUUAGCAUUUCAGAGUCUUUCACCUGCAGUAUGAUCUUUUCACCAUUUGAAAGCUUGGCCUCGGACUUUCUCAAAAAGCCAAUGACAAUUACACAGCUUCUAAGUCAUGGAUCCAUUUGGCUGAAGAGACUUGACUUUGUUUUUGAAUAUCCCCUGCCUGUAAUGCCCAAUAUGAUUUUCAUUGGAGGCAUAAACUGUGGGCAGAAGAAACCAUUAUCUCAGGUCAGUGACUGGCUGGGAAAGGCAUAACAAGGGAAAAGUUUUGGCAGUCAUACACCUGCAUGAUCUGAGUGAGCUUUAAUAAUGUGUUUGAUAUGGACGUUUACCUAAAGACAUAAUUUAGAUUAAUGCUUUCUGUACAGCUGAUCCACAGGAAAAACAGACCAGGAGAAUCAGAUGUGAUUCCAUCUCCUUUCCUUCAGGCAGCCCAACACAGGGAAUUUUUUUGGUGAGGGGGUCAUGUGCUAUGCUGUGUUAAAUUCUAGCUGAAGUCAGGUACACAAAUACCAUCUCACCCAGGGAUCAAUGCAAAAAGGACAGGUGAAUUAUAACGGCUCUUCAAAAAAUCCUUUGCCUCACAUAUGAGGUAGUAGAAUAUUUCUUCAAGAGCAUUAGCUCCUUAUCCAGUCAGAAAAAUAACUCACUACUGAGUUAUGUGCAAUAGCAUCAUGUGCUCCUUUCUGUAACAGCAGUCUUGUGUUUGAGUUGAAGGCUAGUAUUUUGUGGUGAAGGUUUUGGUGUGACAACAGCUUCCAUCACAAAAAUUAGACAGCUGAAUUUGCAACUGCAUUUUUAGGAGAUGUCCAGUUUGGAUAGGGAAAUGUUGAUGGGUGGUUGCUUGGGCAUUCAUAGUCUAAAAAGUACUUGAUAAAGGCAUGGAUGUGAUGUAUAUUAGCUUGUUGGUUCUCACGAUAUAUGUUAGCUUGUAGCUGCAUGUGGUGCAUAUUCUUGCUUGCUUGUGCUUUAAGUGGAACAUCCUCAUGUGAAGCCAGAGAUCAAGUGGAAAAGGAGAUAUAGGAGGAGACAGCUCUCCUCAGCAGCUGAGGAAUCUGUAGUUAGUGUCAUCUAGCCAUUUCAGGAAUAAAUCACAUAAUUUCCUAGAAAGAACAAAGUUUUAUCCUUUGUGAACGUUACUUAAAAAUAAAGACUCUCCUCUAUUCUUCCCUUGAUUUAUUUUCACUUGCUAGCCUUCCCUGAGUCUUAGGGCAUCGGUUCCUCCUGCCUCUCACCACUCUUACUCUUCUCCCAAAUCCAUAGGCCUUUGUGAACAUGAAUGAGUCAAGCUUCACAGAAAACAGAUUUGCAUUUUACAAGCCUGGCCAUUUUCCCCAGAGCCAACCCUAAAUGCCCUCAGGCUUCACCUGGUACUUCACCUCUUGCUGCCUGUUAAUUUCUGUUGAGCUGAUAGUGUUCAUAUCUUGCUUUUUCACAAAAGUGUCUUUCAAAUUGCCGUCAACCCCCCACAUGGCCACUUUCAUCGCGGUAGAGUUUUUUCCUAUCUCUUCUGUCAUGAGAGCUGCUUAAUGGCUCCUCAGGGACAAAUCCAGGCAGAUCCUCUGGGAAAGCUGCAAGACAAAUCCUGCCUGCAGGCAAGGAUAUGUAGGAGCCUCAGCUUGAAAUCAGACUAUCCUCUGAAGACAAACUCACUCUCACACUCCAGCAGCAAUACGUAUUGCAGAAGUACUGAUUGUUCAGUCCUGGUUUCUUGGUGUCUUCCAGCUAUGCUUCUGAAUUACACAGGUACAUCUAACAGCAAAAUAAAAUCCUGUGGUUUGACAAGUUUGUCAGAAGUACUCGCUAGCUGCUCAGACAUGGUAUUUUACUUCUAGUUUUUCAUCUGAAGUACUGCCAGCGCUUACCAUUGAAAAUCAAUGCUGGUCUGAACCAAGAGGACUAUUACUGGCUACUUCUGUCCAAGCUUUGGUGUAUUUAAUUAGGUACACGGGGAACUGAGUGGCUUUUUCUUCCUGUUGCUCCUGGAAGAAGAAUAUGGUCAAAAGAGGCACAGAGAGAUAGGCCAGGAUGAGAACGAAGAAGUUACAUGCAUGACAGCAUGGAUUCAGUGUUUUUCCUUCACUGAUACAAACCUCGGCUGCAGUGUUGCUUAUUUUAAUAAAUUUGUACCUGGUGUUGUACCUGGCCCCAGUGCUGAGCUUUAUGUAAAUCACAGAGCCUCCUCCUCAGGAUUUGCA